This is a messenger RNA of Populus nigra (black poplar), 930 nucleotides long. RefSeq lists its product as uncharacterized. NCBI's taxonomy places the organism in Eukaryota, Viridiplantae, Streptophyta, Magnoliopsida, Malpighiales, Salicaceae. The transcript is spliced from 3 exons. Gene Ontology annotation, molecular function: protein heterodimerization activity; structural constituent of chromatin; DNA binding. The record is from RefSeq and is a predicted model, not a curated record. Gene Ontology annotation, cellular component: nucleosome. Gene Ontology annotation, biological process: nucleosome assembly. Bases 142 to 834 code for a protein of 230 amino acids.
CACGGAUCGACACUUAAUCCAAUGGCUACCACGCCGCCUCCCUCUCUAUAAAACUAACCUCUCCAAGUCCAAUCACAGGCAGCUGCAAUCAUAAAGCCAACUUGAGAUUUUUGAGAGGGAAUCAAGGAGGGUUAAGCAAAGAUGUCAGGAAGAGGAAAGGGAGGUAAGGGAUUGGGAAAGGGAGGAGCCAAGAGGCACAGGAAAGUUCUUCGUGAUAAUAUCCAGGGUAUCACGAAGCCUGCGAUUCGUCGUCUGGCUAGGCGUGGUGGAGUCAAGCGUAUCAGUGGUCUUAUCUACGAGGAGACCAGAGGCGUUCUCAAGAUCUUCCUGGAGAACGUGAUUCGUGAUGCUGUCACGUACACUGAGCACGCUCGUCGCAAGACAGUGACUGCUAUGGAUGUUGUGUAUGCUUUGAAGAGGCAAGGACGCACUCUCUAUGGCUUUGGUGGCUUCAGCUUUACGAGUAGUGGUAGAUAUCUGAUUCCUCUACUUGCAAAACGUCAUAGUAAAGAAAAGAAAAGAAUGUCAGGGAGAGGAAAGGGAGGUAAGGGAUUGGGAAAGGGUGGAGCCAAGAGGCAUCGUAAGGUUCUUCGUGAUAACAUCCAGGGUAUCACCAAGCCUGCGAUCCGUCGUCUGGCUAGGCGUGGUGGAGUCAAGCGUAUCAGUGGUCUUAUAUACGAGGAGACCAGAGGUGUCCUCAAGAUCUUCUUGGAGAAUGUGAUUCGUGAUGCCGUAACCUACACGGAGCACGCUCGCCGCAAGACAGUGACAGCUAUGGAUGUUGUGUAUGCUUUGAAGAGGCAAGGCCGUACUCUCUAUGGGUUUGGUGGUUGAAGGGACCUGUUCCGAGGACGUCUUCUUGGUUUAGGGUUUCAUGUGUUGUUUAUUUAGGCUAACAGGAAACAAUAAAAUGCAAGGAAGUUUUAUGCA